Trichobilharzia szidati is the source of this 1775-nucleotide messenger RNA. Lineage: Eukaryota; Metazoa; Platyhelminthes; Trematoda; Strigeidida; Schistosomatidae. The record is from the annotation of a GenBank genome assembly.
GUUUAAAACGCGAUAACGUUUAUCCUCACCCGUUGGUGUUGCAGUGGUAGUGUUCGUAUUGGUUGCUAUCAUUACACCACUGUACCAUAAAGUUCAUAUUACUCAUCAGAAAAGUUGUAAUGCGUUUCGAUGUAAACCUAUAUAAUGUUGUGAUUACUGGGUUGGCGUUUUUCUUCCUUUUUGCUGCGUUUCAAACAGCAUCGUUGACUGCACAAAAUGCUUUAGAAGCUGUUUUUAAACAAAGUAAUCAUACUUUCGAUGAUGCGGGUUAUACAAGUCUAGCAAUUGUAUACAUUUCUUUUGGUAUAUUCAACUGGUUUGCACCAAUUGUUGUAAUAUAUUUAGGGAAAAAAUAUUCUAUGAUUGCUGGUUCGGUUUGUUAUGCAUUUUUCAUUGCCUCUUUUAUUGAACCACGUGAAUGGAGUUUAUAUUUGUCGUCCUUGGUUAAUGGAAUUGGUGCAGCAGUUUUAUGGACUGCUCAAGGUGCUUUUAUUACAGACUGUUCGAAUAACUUUAACUUAAAUCAACAUUUUAGUCUGUUUUGGGCAUUAUUUCAAGCAAAUCAAAUAGUUGGUGGUUUGUAUGCCUAUAUCUCAUUAUCGAAUACCACCGAAAUCUCCGAAACAUUGCGUAUACAACUGUAUGGUGGAUUGUUAGGAUGUGCGAUAUUUGGAAUAUUAUUACUUCUCUUAUUGAAAAAACCAAGAAAGGUUGACUCAAGUGAUAUGCCAUCAGAUUUAGAAAGAGAUAAUAUUGGUAGUUCGGAUGAAUUGACUGAAAAUUAUUCAAGAACACAAAAUCGCUUAACGGUAUUUCAGUCUACUGCACAAUCUUUACGUCGAUCAGUUGAAAUUCUAAUGACUAAACCAAUGAUGUGUAUACUUGUGGCAGCAGCAUUCACUGGCAUUAAUCUAACAUUUUAUUCAAGUCUUUAUGCUUCAGCAUUGGGGCAUUGUUUACAUUUUGGUAAGAAUGCCAAAUCUUAUAUCGGAUUAGCCGGUUUAUUCAUUGGGAUUGGAGAAAUUGUCGGCAGUUUUUCUUCUCGGUUAAACCGAUGGAUUCGUUUAGAAGGGAUUUUAGUCGCCUUUGGUUAUGCUACUGCAGUUAUCGCUGGUUAUUUCACCUAUAUGAUGCUACCAGCUAAUAGUCCUAUGAUGGAUACUGAUGAUGCUACUUAUAUAACACCAAAUGUCUAUUUAGCUAUGUUCUUAGCCUUCCUGUUUGGAAGUGUCGAUUCUGUAUGGAAUACACAAAUAUCUGCUUUGAUUGGAUAUAUUUAUGGGAAACACGGAACCGACGUUACAGUUUGCUUUGCUUUAUUCAAAUCUAUUCAGUCUAUUGUCUCGGGGAUUGCGUUCGUGUACAGCACCUACCUACUAUUACACUGGCAAAUACUCAUUUUUGUUGUUGUGGCUACUAUUGGUGUGUAUUGCUUACUCUGCGUCUAUUGGUCACAUCCUUUACAUACAAUAGCUGUUGCCUAGUUAACCAACCAAUCAAGACAGAAGUUUGUACUUUCUCACUCUCUGUAGUUGCUCUGGAACUUAAUAAUUCUUCUUUUAUUCUCUAUAUUUUGUAAUAUUUACUUUGUUUAUUGGAGGAGAGUUGAAUUUGAUUAAAAAUGCAUUACAAUAACCAUACAUAUCACAUCGUUCUCUGUUUUUCUUGUUGUAAUAAAAAUCUAUGUACCUAUCUGGGUAUUGAAAGUCAGCGUGAAUCUCAUUAACAGUAUGUAUGCUAUCAAAAAGGACCAGUCAGAUAUACCCUAUUUGAGC